This is a messenger RNA of Colletotrichum scovillei, 1626 nucleotides long. RefSeq lists its product as uncharacterized. Gene Ontology annotation, molecular function: hydrolase activity. Bases 523 to 1536 code for a protein of 337 amino acids. NCBI's taxonomy places the organism in Eukaryota, Fungi, Ascomycota, Sordariomycetes, Glomerellales, Glomerellaceae. The record is from RefSeq and is a predicted model, not a curated record. The transcript has 4 exons.
GUACGGCGGCGCAGCCUACUUAUUUCUCUCGAGAUUUGAGAAGAUGCAUGCUGUGAUUUCCAAAGAAACCAAAACGUCAGCGAAUCCCGUCGGCGUGGUACCGUUUUGACGGGGGGCCGCUCCGCAUUGCGGGGCUCCGGCCCCCUUCCGGAGAGUGGAUCCAUCAGACACCGGAUCGUCACCAGACCAAGGGAGCUCUUGUGACGCUACCUACCGCUAGUGACUGCACCUACCUUAGUAUGGGGGGUUGGAGUUUGUUCGUGUCGUUUGUCACUACGUUGACAGGCUAGGAAGGCAGCUGAAGCUGAAUGAUCUGCAAGUUGUCGGCAUGAAUUUACCCCGUUCUGACUUCCACCCAAAGAUACAUUUGUAUGGCAGGCUGGGAAACUGUUGGGCUUCACUGAGGUUCCUCAACUUUGAACUGAACAAACAUAAACCCAGUAGGUUGUCAACUAAAGAAACUUCACUAGAGUCUGGCGUUGUCAAAGAGUCAUCUGGCACAGCCCACUAGAAGCCGCAGCAAUGUUGUCCAUUGAGGAAAUUCUGGCUCUCGCUGAGCCCAACGCUGAGUUUACAGAGCUUCAACAGAAAAGCCCAAUCAGGGUCGGCGCAUGGAACAAGAAAACAGACAUCCAUCAGAUCCGAGGUAUCAUGGCCAAGGUCCUCGAGGCCAAAGUCGCUGCCAAACCUGACCCAUCUACUCUUCCCUACGUAGAAGAAGACGUCCACAUCACCAUGAGAGAUGGGGCAUCCAUUGCCGUUCGCAUCCACAAGCCCAAAGUCGUCGCCGAUGAUGGCUGCCCUGUUCUUGUAGCGUUCCACGGUGGCGGGUUCGUCAUUGGCGAUCUGGAGGGCGUGGGACCCCUCUGCCAGCUCUUUACAACACUCGGUGGCAUUGCGGUGAACGUGGACUAUCGUUUGGCUCCAGAGCACCCCUUUCCUGUCCCCGUGCAGGAUUGCUUCGAUGCUGUGAAAUGGACCGUCGAUAACGCGAAAAACCUUGGAAUCAACCUGUCGAAAGGCCUUCUCGUCGGCGGCGAGAGCGCAGGCGCCGACUUGGCGUUGGGUGUCGCCCGCCUUUGGAUCGACGAGAAACAGACGCCAAAGCUGACGGGCAUAUUCUCGUCCAUCUCCGGAGCUGUCACCGAAGACACCGCUCCCGAGACGUACCGAGAUCGUUUCUUGAGUCUGAAGCAGAAUGCUAGUGCCCCAGUCGUGACCGCAGACUCGAUCGGGUUCAUCAGAGACAUGUACAAGCCGGACCCGAGAAGCCCGGUGGCGUACCCUGUCAUCUCGCCGUACCUGACUGGCAUCCCCAAAACGUACUUCCAGGCUUGUGGGCUGGAUCCGGUGCGAGACUGCACGCUUAUCAUGGAGCAGGUUUGGAAGGAUGCGGGAAUACCAACCAAACUGGAUGUCUAUCCUGGUCUACCUCAUGGGUUUUGGGCACUGUCUCCUCAAGCAGAGUUCAGCAAGAAACACCAAAGAGAUCAAAAGGCUGGUCUGGAGUGGUUAUUGCACAAGGACUCGGCAUAGUUGACUUACACGGGCACCGACAUGACUUAGCUCGUCACACUCCCCACCCCAAAUUAUAACCUUUUCAUAUAUAACCGUAGUCUCUUAUCG